GGCCAGCAGUUUGCAUCUGAAAUUCGGUAACUGAACGUCGCAAGAUGAAGUGGCUUAGUUUGUUCCUGAUUUUCGGUAUUCUCGGGCUCAUCGGCAGCCUGGGAACUCUCACGAUGGCAGAACCCAAUCCGGAACCCAAGGGUCGUCCCAAUACAACUCGUCGUCCGAGAAACGAUAACGACAACGAUCGACGUUAGCAAUCCGAGAGGAUGGAGGAGAUGGAGGAUCCUUCCAGGGAGAAAUCCCCUCGAAGAUGCACCGAACCACAGAAGACACACGAGGCACAUCACAUCUCGGUGAAGGUCAAAUGUUUUGGAGUUGAGAAAAUGCAAUAUGUUGAGGUUCUGCUCAUUUAGUGGAUGGAAUCUCCCUCAGAUACAACACAAUAAAAACGAAUUCGGUUACAACAGA
Drosophila ficusphila is the source of this 411-nucleotide messenger RNA. RefSeq lists its product as uncharacterized. The transcript has a single exon. The coding region runs from base 45 to 197 and encodes 50 amino acids. Lineage: Eukaryota; Metazoa; Arthropoda; Insecta; Diptera; Drosophilidae. The record is from RefSeq and is a predicted model, not a curated record.